Molecule: messenger RNA, 3036 nt
Organism: Oppiella nova
Lineage: Eukaryota; Metazoa; Arthropoda; Arachnida; Sarcoptiformes; Oppiidae
Source: the annotation of a GenBank genome assembly
GUGCCGGUGGCGGACAACUGCGCGCCGAAUCCCGAGCACUUGAUGGCGGACGAGAAUUUGGCCGAUUUGUCGGACAUUCACGUGGUUAUAGUGGACGACCCGCUCGUUCUCGUGGUUCCCGAUUGCGGUCCAAAGACGACGACUUGUCGCCCGAAUUUUCGCCGUCUUUUCGAAGUCUUGAAAAUCUUUUUCUCCUCCGCAGCCCUCGCGACCUUCGAUGGAAGUCAGUCUUCGGACUACGAGGAGCUCCAGGCGUCGCCGAACUCGUUGUCGGCGCCGACGCUCGUGAAGAAGGCGCCGCCGAAAGCCAUUUACGUUUCGCCCGAUUUGGAGGACAUUCGCGACCAACAGUCGUAUGACGUCUUCCAUGACGUCGUUCGCGGCGCUAUUCUUAUGCCGAAAAUCAAGUUCUCGUUGCGAGACGACGACGACUGCAUCCGAGAGGCGGACGACGACAGCGAAGGACGACAACUGUCGCCCGGAGAGGCGGGAACGGCGGACGAGGACAUGGGCGGCGCGCAGACGCAGACAGUGGGUCCGCCGCGCCCGCGAAUGCUGCGCCCGACGCGCAAACGCCGAGUCCCGCGUCCGCCCGUCCGCGUCUUCCCGAACCCUCUCUUCAAGCGGACGAUCGAAGAGAUGAUUCCGUACUCGAAGAUCCCGUUCUCGGAAGACACGUAUAUCGUGAUGGCCGACGAUCCCGUCCUGGCCGUCGACGGCGUUCCCAAGUGUUCGGCCAAAGCCAUGGAGAACUCGAGUGGCGGCGGCGGCGACGCGAAGACGACAGAAGGCGGCGACAGUACGACAGCCGCCGGAGACUCGACGACCGCCGGCGACGACGACACGACGACAGAAGCUAAUGUAUUCGCGCUUUUCGUCCGCUUUUCUCACGCUUUUGUCCGCAAAACAGACUCCGAGUGUCGACCGCAAGUGUGGCGCCGGCCCUGCGACGGACUCGACGUCUUUUCGCGCAUUAAAUGCGUCGAAAAAUACGGAGAAAACACUUUAGAAGACAUUGUUUUGAACGGAAAUAAAGACUCGCUUUGUGUCAAACCAAAGACGCUUCCGGUCUUCGAAACGCCGCCUCCGCCGCCGCCUCUGGAGUGGGCGCCGCCCGUCCACGCGCUCCAACCUCGCGCCCUCCCGUUCCUCCCGCCCCCACCCCCUCCGCCACCCUUUCCUCCAUUCCUUCGACCGGAAAGACGUCUCAAUGACUGCAAUGACCGGAAGUUCGAUGAAAACUCUUUGGAAGACAUUGUGAUCACGAAGUCACUCUUUGCGCGCCUUUCGGACCAACACUUCGAGUGGUUUCCCGCCGAUCAGCGCGUGUUUGUGAACGGCGUUCCCAUUCUUCAGAGCGCCGGAAGUCAUGAGUCGACGGUUUUCGUGAUUCCUUCGAACGCGAAGUCCAACGAAAGCCUUCUUUGGACUCUUUGGGAAAGUGCGCGCCUUUUGCCGCCCGACCGCCAGAAAGAGGUGUUUGCGUCGAAGCAGUUGUUGGCGGCGCUGAAGGCGUCUUCCGUCGACUCGAAGGCCGUCGAGAAGGAGUUGGCGAAGACAAUAGAAAACGGCGACAACGCGCCAUCUGGUGGUGGCGGCGGCGGCGGCGGCGACGCGACGACAACCGAAGGCAGUGACAGUACGACAGCCGGCGACGACACGACGAAAGGCGAAGCGAAGACAGCGAAAGGCGGCGACAGUGCGACCGAAGACGGCGACGACGACACGACGACGACAGAGGCUCAGACGUCUCUCCAGUCGUCCACUAAUUCCCGAGUCUUCGACUUCGACGGCCUCGAGGAGAGUCUUGUGGACGACCGCUGCGACGACGCGGACGACGGCGAGGACGACGCGAGUGUUGCCGCGAGAGAGCACUCCUUCCAUCGCAUCCGAAACGCUUUGAUCCGCGACUCUCACAACCGUUCGGACGAUGACUUGGAUCUCAUUCACGACUUCCUGGCGCUCAUCGCGCGACAGAAGGCGACGACAGGCGACACGCGGUCGACGCUCAACGACAAGGACUAUCACACGCGCCGACUGCUCGCCAAACACAUGGUUUUGGCGGAAAUCGAGUCGCGCGACACUCGAGUCCUCACUCACGGCGAGCGUCUCGACGCCUACUGUGUUGUCGCGUGCGGUUCGCUGCGACACGUCGUCACCGGUUGUCACGAGUUGUCGCACACGACGGACGGCGACGACUCGUGCGUCGAUUGCGUGGACGGCGACUGCGGUGUCGUCUCUCCCGUUGUCGUGUCGUCGCCCGCUGUCGUCGAACCCAAAGUGCGAUUCCUGUCGGUUGGCGACGAGUUCGGCGCCUCUCUGGACGACAGAGUGGUGUUCGGCGAGAUCUACACGAAUGAGGACUUCGUUUGGGUGCUCUGCGUUCCGCACGUGGUUUUCGACGACAUUUGCGGCCAAAAGACGUUUCGCACGCUUUUCGACGACAACAACGAACUGGUGCUCGAGAUGCGCAACUCCGCCACCAAUGAGUUGGUGCGCGCGACCAAAGAGCGAUUGUUGGAACUGCUGUUCGACGACAACAGCGGCGACGCCAAGACGACAGAAGACGACACGUUUGUCGCCGACUUUCUGCUCACUUUCCGCCUCUUCUUCUCCUCGGAAUGCGUGGCCGAACUGCUCGCGCGUCUCGCAGACAAUCUCGCUUUGGAGCGCGCGGUCGACCGGAGUUUGAAAAUCGCGCUCUUCUGGAUCUCAAAUCACUUCCAGGACUUCGACCGCCAAUUGUUGCGCGCUCUCGAGGGCGCGCUUCACUCCAAAACCCACAAAAAGCUCUUCUACUUCACGCUCUCCUCCAAGUCUCGCGAGCGUCACGUGACGAUCACGCGGUCCGAGCGCGCGGCCGCCCUUCCCUUCGCGCUCGUCGGAGGAUACGAGUGUUCUUCGCGACUAUUCGUGAGUGAAGUGCACGACGAGUGCGCCGACUCCGCGGAUCUGCAGCGCGGCGACCGAUUGCUGUCCAUAAACGGCGUCGACUGUCACGUGAUGGAAGUGUCGCGCGCCCUACAGCUCUGCAAG